AAUUCGCAACCAAAACUGAAUUACCAUUUCUUGGCUGGUAUCCUCUCCAAUGGGAAAAUGAUUCGAUGGACUAUUGGAUUACGUACGUUUAUCAGGUCAUCGGCAUUUUUAUUGAGAUCAAUUUAAAUGUUACGAUGGAAUUGUUUCCGAGCUAUUUGAUGCAUAUGCUGAGCAUUCAAAUGGAAAUUUUGGGUAUGCGAUUGGAGGGAAUGUCGACAACCGUAUGCGAUAUCGGUGGGCUGGCUAAGAACAUAAGUAUUAAGACCGAGGGGCAGCAAAGUAUCGUUGAGAAAAUGGUGAAAUAUUUGAAACUACACCAGGAGAUGGAUGAGCCAAAGACUGGCAUGCAAGUGACAUCACCCCGCGAAAACUUCAUACAAUAUUGCUUCUUCAUCAGUUUCUUGACGGGUGUAGUUGUACAAAUAUUUUUACCUUGCUAUUUCGGCAACGAAAUAAUGUUGACAAGCAACGCCUUAUCGAAUUCGGUGUAUUCGUCGUCAUGGCACUCAUUCUCAUUAAAAUAUCGUAAAUUGGUGAUGAUUUUCAUGGAGCGUUUGAAGCGUACCAGACAACUUUUGGUUGGCAAACUAUUCCCAUUGAGUCUGGAUACAUUUACGUCGGUAAGAAAAAUUUGAAAAGUUUUUUUUAAAUUAAAUUAA
Bradysia coprophila is the source of this 659-nucleotide messenger RNA. It is a transcript of the gene Or2a, whose product is annotated as Odorant receptor 2a. Gene Ontology annotation, molecular function: olfactory receptor activity; odorant binding. Lineage: Eukaryota; Metazoa; Arthropoda; Insecta; Diptera; Sciaridae. Gene Ontology annotation, cellular component: plasma membrane. The record is from RefSeq and is a predicted model, not a curated record. Gene Ontology annotation, biological process: detection of chemical stimulus involved in sensory perception of smell; sensory perception of smell.